Molecule: messenger RNA, 2205 nt
Organism: Eruca vesicaria subsp. sativa (arugula)
Lineage: Eukaryota; Viridiplantae; Streptophyta; Magnoliopsida; Brassicales; Brassicaceae
Source: the annotation of a GenBank genome assembly
CUUCAAGCUAUCCAAUGGAACAUGUCAGAGUUAUCUUCUUCUUCUUUGCUUGUGUUGUUCCAUUUCAGGCCUUAGCUCAGGUAGAUACUUAUGUGUUUGAUCCAGACUUCAACUGUAUAGACCGAGGUAACUUCACAGCCAACAGCUCCUUUGCUGGAAACCUCAACCGCCUUGUCUCCUCACUCUCCUCACUAACAUCAAAACCUUAUGGCUUCUACAACCUGUCCUCCGGAGACUCAACCGGAGAAAGAGCUUAUGCGAUUGGUCUUUGUAGAAGAGAAGUCAAAAGAGAUGAUUGUCUCAGCUGUAUCCAAGCAGCUGCAAGAAACCUCACCGAGCAGUGUCCACGUUCAAAACAAGCUCUUGUCUGGUACACGCAGUGUAUGUUUCGUUACUCAAACAGAACAAUCUAUGGAAGAAAAGAAACAGACCCAACGCUGUCUUAUCGUGCCGGGGAAACAAUAUCAUCAAACAUAGAUGAGUUUGAGCGUCUUCAGAGAGAGCUACUGAAUAGGCUCAAAGGUGUUGCUGCUGCUGGUGGAAGGAAUAGGAAGUAUGCUCAAGGGAACAGUUCGGCUUCUCCAGGGUACAGGAGGUUCUAUGGAAGUGCACAGUGCACGCCGGAUUUGUCUGAAGAGGAUUGUAAUGAGUGUUUGAUCUUUGGGUUUGAGAGUAUCCCUAGUUGUUGUGAUGCUGAGAUUGGUCUUAGGUGGUUUUGUCCUAGCUGUAACUUCCGGUUUGAGACGUGGAGAUUCUAUGAGCUUGACUCUGACCUUGAGCCUGAUCCACCUGAGAGUACUGGCUCACCAACACUAACACCAACACCAACACCAAAAACUCUGAAAACAGGAAAGAGAAAAGGUGGAUCUAAAGUUGUUAUUGCCAUAGUCAUUCCAAUAGUUUUUGUUGCGUUAUUUGCUAUUUGCUUAUGUUUGGUCUUGAAGUGGAAGAAGAACAAGUCUAGAGAUAGAGUCAAAGCUCUUGGAAGUUCACCUUUGUCUGGAUCAGUCGCCGAGGAUGAGUUCUCAAACACAGAUUCUCUAUUAGUUGACUUCGAAAAUCUUAAGGCUGCAACAAAUAACUUCUCACCAGAAAACGAACUUGGACGUGGUGGGUUUGGUUCAGUUUAUAAGGGUGUGUUCUCUCAUGGACAAGAAAUCGCGGUGAAAAGACUAUCAGGUACUUCAGGACAAGGAGACCUCGAAUUCAAGAACGAGAUCUUACUACUUGCAAAGCUUCAGCAUAGGAACUUAGUUAGGCUUAUAGGUUUCUGUAUACAUGGACAAGAAAGGCUCCUUGUUUAUGAGUUCAUCAAGAACGCUAGUCUUGACCAUUUCAUCUUUGAUCUUGAGAAGCGUCAAGUUUUGGAUUGGGGAGUGCGUUACAAAAUGAUAGGUGGAGUUGCUAGAGGACUUCUUUAUCUCCAUGAAGACUCACGUUACCGGAUCAUUCACCGUGAUCUUAAAGCUAGCAACAUUCUUUUGGACCAAGAAAUGAACCCGAAAAUCGCGGAUUUUGGAUUAGCUAAACUCUUUGACAUAGGCCAAACCAUGACACAUCGAUUCACAAACAGAAUCGCUGGAACUUAUGGUUACAUGGCUCCAGAAUACGCUAUGCAUGGACAAUUCUCAGUGAAAACAGACGUUUUCAGCUUCGGUGUGUUAGUCAUUGAGAUCAUUACAGGUAAGAGAAACAACAAUGGUCGAGGAAGUGAUGAUGAUGAUGAUUCAGAAGAUCUUCUUAGUUGGGUAUGGAGAAGCUGGAGAGAAGAUGUUAUAUUAACCGUGAUAGAUCCAAGUUUGACCACGGGGUCAAGAAACGAGAUCAUUAGAUGCAUACACAUUGGUCUCUUAUGUGUUCAAGAGAGUGCAGCGACUAGACCAACGAUGGCUUCGGUUGCACUCAUGCUCAAUAGCAACUCCUUUACUCUCCCGACACCUUCGAGGCCAGCUUUUGUGUUGGAAAGUAUGAUACCUUUGAAUGUUUCUUCUUCAGCGGAAGGGUUACCGUCAAAUGAUGUCACUGUUUCUGAGUUAUCUCCUCGUUAGGGAGUUUAAUCUGUACAAAAAAGGUUUAUUUCUUUAACCCUUUAAUGGGUUUUGUUUGUAUGAUUUUUCAAACAGUCUGGUUCGAUUUCAAUAUCAAUCAAAAUUAAGUAACCUAAUUGUUUCUAAGUACUGAGGAAGUGAGGAAGUUGUACAUUUU